Molecule: messenger RNA, 1314 nt
Organism: Rotaria sp. Silwood1
Lineage: Eukaryota; Metazoa; Rotifera; Eurotatoria; Philodinida; Philodinidae
Source: the annotation of a GenBank genome assembly
AUGUUAAAAAAGUUGUUUACUAAUCGUUCGAGUUUUGUAAUAUUUAUUGCAAAACGUUCAGCAUUUAUUCAAUCGAAUGCCGAUUUAGGUGAUGAAAUGAAAUUGUUAAAUGAUAAUAAACAAUUCGAAAAAGCACUUGAUUUAUUCAAUAAAUAUAAAACAAAAUCGAAUGAACAAUAUUCUAAUUGGAGUAUAAUUCAAGCUUUAAGAGCAUGUACUGAAAUAGGUGAUCUUCAUUGUGGUUCAAAUAUUCAUAAUCUUGUUUCAUCUCGAUUAAAAUAUGAUCCUUACAUAUUACCAUCAUUAAUUCAUUUCUAUAUGCAAUGUGGUGAUGUUAAUCGUGCUCAAUCUUUGUUUGAUACAUCAACAAAUAAAACUUUAUUUAUAUAUGGAGCUAUGAUGAAAGGUUAUAUAAAAAAUAAAUUGGCAAAUAAAGCAAUUGAUCUUUUCAAACAAAUUAAAAGUCCUGAUAAAGUUAUUUUUGUUCUUUUGUUUAAUGCUUGUGCUCAAUUGGGUACAAAUGAAACAUUAAAUUUAGUAAAACAUGUUUCAUCAAAUAUUCCAAAAAAAUUUUAUUCGGAUACUUAUAUUUUAACUUCUCUAAUUGAUGUAUUAAUGACAUGUGGUGAUCAAACAUAUGCUCAAUUAUUAGUUGAAAACUCAAAAAUAAAAACAUUACCAAUGUAUGCAGCUAUGAUGAAAGGUUAUAUUAAAAAUAACUGUUCAAAUAAAGCUAUUGAUCUUUUCAAACAAAUAAAAAAUCCUAAUGAAAUUAUUAUCAAUCUAUUCUUUAAUGCUUGUGCUCAAUUGGGCACAGAUGAAGCAUUAAACUUAAUAAAAAAUGUUUCAUCAAAUAUUCCAAAAACAUUUUAUUCAAAUCGUUAUAUUGUAACUUCUCUACUUGAUGGAUUAAUUAAAUGUGGUGAUAUUAAAUCUGCUCAAACAUUUUUUGAAACAUGUCAAAUAAAGACAUUGUCUAUGUAUGGUACUAUGAUGAAAGGCUUUAAUAUAAAUAACAUGGCAACUGAAACAGUUGAAACGUUUAACCAGAUUCAUCAUGAUCAGUUUUAUACAGAAAAUAAUCAUUUAUAUUCUAAGAAAGGAAUUGAUUAUUUUGAACAAAAUGUUAUUAUAUAUCUUUGUGUGAUUAAAGCAUUAGCAAAAAUUGCUAUAUUGUCUACAUCUCAAUCGAUUGCUCAACGAAUUCCAACUUCUUAUUUAACUCAUCGUCAAAUCCAAAAUGCAUUAAUUGAUAUGUGGGUAUGUUCAAGAACAUUUGCUUUAUGUGCAUUUGUCUUUUUAAAAAACAAUUGA